Molecule: messenger RNA, 2296 nt
Organism: Brassica napus (rape)
Lineage: Eukaryota; Viridiplantae; Streptophyta; Magnoliopsida; Brassicales; Brassicaceae
Product: cysteine-rich receptor-like protein kinase 34
Exons: 7
Coding region: 145-2166 (673 amino acids)
Biological process (GO): protein phosphorylation
Molecular function (GO): ATP binding; protein kinase activity
Source: RefSeq, a predicted model, not a curated record
AGAACUCAACUAAUCUGUCAUUUUCUAAUCUUUUCUCAAUGAUGAUAAAUCAGCAGACAAAAGUCCACACAGUAUUUGAAGUUGACCUUCUCUAACUUCUAACAAUUUAACUCAUAAACAGCCUUUGGUUUUGAUCUUGAGAGUAUGAAGCUCAAGACUUCCUUUUUACCGGUGUUCUUAGUUUCCCUCGUAGCCUUAGAUUCUCUUUCUGCACAAGAGAUCUGCUUCAAUGGAUUCUUUAAACCCAACUCUACUUACGACUUAAACCGUCGUCAACUCCUCUCUUCUCUUGCUUCUAAUGUCACAUCUAACAACGGUUUCUUCAGCUCCUCGAUCGGUCAAACCCCCAACAGAGUGUUCAUCAUUGGCAUGUGUAUCCCUGGAACCAAACCAGAGACUUGUUCAGAUUGCAUCAAAGGCGCAUCAGACCGCUUAUCGCAAAGCUGUCCUAACCAGACAGAAGCUUAUACAUGGCCAGAUUGUUGCAUGGUACGUUAUUCCAACGUUUCCUUCUCCGGAUCACUCCUCAUGGAACCAUCACAAGCUCUGUACAACACUGGAGAUAUCGGAGAUACUGAUGCUAAUAUGACGGUGUUCGAUAGAGUCUAUGAUGAGUUAAUGAUCCGUACAAUUACUGCAGCUUCAAACGGAUCAUCAUCCUUUGAGCAAAAGUAUUUCGCAGCUGAGGUCGCUUCGUUGACCAACUUAGAAACUAUGUACGCAAUGAUGCAAUGUACGCCUGAUGUUUCUUCAGGGGACUGUGAGUUUUGUCUCGAGAAAAGCGUCGGCGAGUAUUCUUCUUGUUGUCGCGGUAAACAAGGUGGUGCGGUUAUAAGACCGAGUUGCUUUUUCCGGUGGGAUUUGUAUCCUUAUGCUGGAGCUUUUGAUAAUGUUACAUUGCCACCGGCUCGACCGCAGGCUUCAUCUCCGCCACCGCCUUCUUUGAGUCCUCCCGUAAGCGAUACGGCAAAUACAACCGGCAAAGAUCGAAAGAUUAUUUCAACAGGUAUUAUUGUGGCAAUUGUUGUCCCUGCCGUCAUUAUGUUGGUACUACUAGUUGUAGGAUUCAUGGUUUGCAGGAAAAGGAAGUUAUACCAAACAAAUGAAGUUCGAGCUGGUGAUGAGAUCACAACAACACGCUCACUGCAAUUUAGUUUUAAAAUGAUUAAAGAUGCAACUGAUACGUUUGCAGACAGUAAUCUGAUUGGCCGAGGUGGAUUUGGUGAAGUUUACAAGGGAACUCUUUCAACUGGAACUGAAGUAGCUGUGAAGAGACUAUCGAAAUCAUCAGGACAGGGUGCUCAUGAGUUCAAGAACGAAGCCGUUCUUGUGACAAAGCUUCAGCAUAGGAAUCUGGUUAGGCUUCUAGGCUUCUGUUUGGAAGGAGAAGAAAAGAUACUUGUCUACGAAUUUGUACCGAACAAAAGCCUCGACUAUUUUCUCUUUGAUCUUGCAAAGCAAAGCGAACUAGACUGGACAAGACGUUACAACAUUAUUGGAGGGAUUUCUCGAGGGAUCCUAUAUCUUCAUCAAGAUUCACGGCUUACAAUCAUACACCGUGAUCUCAAGGCGAGUAACAUUCUCUUAGAUGCUGAUAUGAAUCCCAAGAUUGCAGAUUUUGGCAUGGCAAGGAUUUUUGGAGUUGAUCAAAGUCAAGCCGACACAAGAAGAAUUGUUGGAACAUAUGGUUAUAUGUCUCCGGAAUACGCGAUGCGUGGCAAUUUCUCCAUGAAAUCUGAUGUCUAUAGCUUUGGAAUUUUGAUUCUGGAGGUCAUAAGUGGCAAAAAGAUUAGCAGUUUCAACCACACUGGUGACUCUGGUGGCAAUUUGGUCGCACAUGCUUGGAGGCUUUGGAGAAACGGAUCACCAUUAGAUCUUAUAGAUCCUACAAUAGGAGAGAGUUAUCAAAGCACUGAGGCUACUAGAUGCAUCCAUAUUGCACUAUUAUGCAUUCAAGAAGAUCCUGCAGAUCGUCCAUUGUUGCCAGAAAUCAUUGUGAUGCUCACUAGUAGCACAACUACUUUACCUGUGCCUAGAGCACCAGGAUUUUGCCUCCCAAGCAGGCAUGAACUAGACACUGAUGGCUUGGAGUCUACCCAAUCUACAAGCAGGUCUAUUACUGGUUCUAUCAAUGAUGCAUCGAUUACAGAUUUCUAUCCUCGUUGAAGAAGUUUUUUUUUUUUUGAUAUUUGAAAUGUAAUGAAUUGGAAGUAUAUAUCAAAUAUUCUCUAGUUCUUGUCUCUGUUUUACUUUUAUCUGACAUAAACAGUAAUAUAUCAUAUACAUGUUACAUAUA